Molecule: messenger RNA, 985 nt
Organism: Rubroshorea leprosula
Lineage: Eukaryota; Viridiplantae; Streptophyta; Magnoliopsida; Malvales; Dipterocarpaceae
Source: the annotation of a GenBank genome assembly
CAGCAAAGGCAUUUUUAUUUGCCAAAGAAAUUUUACGGGUGAGAUUUUGAGCAAAUUUGCUAUGUCAAACUGCAGGCCAGUUAGUACUCCUUCUAUGUCAGGAGUUAAAUACAAAGCCAUUGAUGGUUCAACAAAUGUUGAUGAAGGGGUAUAUAGAAGUAUGAUUGGCAGCCUUCUAUAUUUAUCUGCUACCAGACCUGAUAUAAUGCAUGUUGUUAGUUUGCUUUCAAGGUUUAUGCAUUCACCUACUGAAGUUCAUCUCAAGGGUGUUAAAAGAAUAUUCAGAUAUUUGAAGGCAACUGCUAGUUUUGGUGUUUUCUAUCCUAGAGCUGAGAAAAUUAAGUUACUUGGCUUUUGUGACAGUGAUUGGGCAGGAUCUGAGGAUGAUAUGAAAAGCACCACUGGUUUUUGUUUCACUCUCGGAUCAGGUGUUAUAAGCUGGUGUUCUCAAAAGCAAGUUGCACUUGCACAAUCCACUGCAGAAGCUGAAUAUAUAGCUGCUACAACUGCUGUGGAUCAGGCUAUUUGGUUAAGGAAAUUGUUGGUUGAUGUUCAUCAUGCUCAAUCCAAUCCUACUGAAAUGUUGUGUGAUAGCAAAGCUGCAGUUGCUAUUGCUAAAAAUCCAGUCUUUCAUGGAAAGACAAAACAUUUUAAAUUGAAAUAUCAUAUUGUUAGAGUUGUAGAAAAUGAUGGUGAUAUUGUUAUGGUGCACUGUUCCUCUGAAGAAAAUGUUGCUGAUAUUUUCACUAAGGGCUUACAGAAGAUCAGAUUUGAAGCUCUUAGAAACAAGCUUGGCGUUUGCAGUUUGGAUGCCAAGGAGGAGUGUUGAAUGAAGUUCAGAUUUUUGUAGUUUUCGAAGUACUGUGCCAUCACAUGCUGCAACAAUUCAAUGUUUGAUUUUUUGAUGUAAUUUGACCUUUGGUUAGGUAGCUUUUUGUUAACCUUCUGUCAGUAUAGACACUUGAGUAGGGGGCUAAAAUUAAGC